UUUUGUUUGGCAUGCCACACUUUGCCUGCGCUCGACUCCUUGAGAGAUUUAUUCGGUGUUUAUUUCGAGCAGGUAAGACAUGCUUAUCUAGGCUAGGGAAGUCAAUCUUAAAGUGCUAUGUAGCUGAAGUCUGGAAAUUAAGGCAAGACGCCAAAUCGAGAUGUCUCUUAACCGUCAUGAAGACAAUGGACAGUCGGUCCGUUCUACAAGAAAGACCAGAGGUGAAAGGAAGUUUGAUUGCUCACAUUGCGACAAAAGUUUUACCCGAGGGGAAAUCCUCCGUCAGCAUGUAAGAAUACACACGGGAGAAAAACCUUUUAAGUGCAGCCAUUGUGACAAGUGUUUCAGACACGCAGGAACCCUUAUUCAACACAGGAGACUGCAUACUGGAGAAAAACCGUACAAGUGCAAGCAUUGUGAAAUGAGUUUUAGACAGGGAGAACAACUAUCGCGACAUGUCCGAGUUCAUACAGGAGAAAAGCCUUUCAAGUGCAGCCAUUGUGACAAGUGUUUUAGUCAGCUAUCGAACCUCCACCUUCAUAACAGGACACACACAGGAGAAAAACCCUUUAAGUGCAAAGUGUGUGAUAAGUGUUUCAAUCAUUCAGGAAUCCUUCAUACUCAUAGUAGGACGCAUACCGGAGAAAAACCCUAUAAAUGCAACGUUUGUGACCAGCGUUUUUCUACUCUUGGGAACCGAAACCAACAUAACAGGAUACACACAGGAGAAAAGCCUUUUGAAUGCACGCAAUGCGAUAGGUGUUUCAGUGAUGCUGCAACCCUUCGCCGACAUAAAACCGUUCACACGGGAGAGAAGCCGUAUAAGUGUAAGGUUUGCAACAGAUGUUUUAACCGAUCAGUAAACCUCAAUCGACAUGUCCAAACACACACAGGAGAAAAGCCUUUUAAAUGCAGCCAGUGUGAAAAAUGUUUCACUCGCGCAGCAGAUCUUCGCCGCCAUGGCACGGUGCAUUCGGGCGAGAAACCUUUCAAGUGUGACCAUUGUGACAAGUGUUUUACACAAGGAGGACAACUUCGCUUACAUCUCAGACUUCACACCGGAGAGAAUCUUUUCAAGUGUCGGCAUUGCGACAAGUGUUUCACGAACUCGAGUCACCUCCGCCUUCAUACCAGUGUACAUACGGGUGAAAAACCUUACAAGUGUGACCAGUGUGAAAAAUGCUUCGGUCGAGCUUGGGACCUUCGCCGUCACAGCGCAGUACAUGCCAGUGAAAAGCCCCACCAGUGCACUGAGUGCGGCAAAUGUUUUAAAGAAUAUGGAACCCUUCGCCAACAUGUCAAAACACACACAAGGGAAAAGCCGUUUGAGUGCGAGGAGUCUUUUUUCCGAGAAGGUCACCUUCAGCAACAUGUUAAAGAACACCGUGGAGAGAAGCCUUUUAAAUGCUCGCAUCGUGUCAAGUGUUUUAGCCAAGGAACAGAUCUUCCCCAACAUGUUGCCACAGUACACGCGGAACUAGAGGAAGGCAAUGCUGCACCUCCUCGCCGAAAUAAAACCGUGCAUACUGGAGCAAAGCCGCCUUUUAAAUGUGAGAUCUGUGACAAAUGUUUCACCCGAUCAGUAAACCUUAAUCGACAUGUCCAAACACACACAGGAGAAAAGCCUUUUAAAUGCAGCCAGUGUGAAAAAGGUUUCACUCGCGCAGCAGAUCUUCGGCGCCAUGGCACGGUGCAUUCGGGCGAGAAGCCUUUCAAGUGCAAAUAUUGUGACAAGUCUUACACACAAGGGGGGCAGCUUCGUCAACAUAUCAGACUACACACGGGGGAGAACCUUUUCAAGUGCCAGCAUUGUCACAAGAUUUACACCAACUCAAGCCAACUUCGCCGACAUUCCAGAGUACACACCGAAAAUAAUCCUUUAAGUUACACAGUACACACAGAAGAAGCGGACGAAAACCUGCAAAACCAAGAAACACAGGAUGACACUGUGUGUGCCGUGGUGGUGGUCGCCCUGGAUAUGAUGUAGCUUACUUGCCUUUUUUGGGAAAGACAUUAUUGUGAUCGGUGUAAAAUGUUUUACUUUUCAAACGAUGAUUACGACAGUCAUUUAAAAGAAUUGUGCCUAUGUUCCAUUGUUCCAUACUGUUUAGUUAAUACCAGGAAAUAUGAUCCGUGAAAUUUGAAGUGGAGAAAUUGCUUGGACCAAUUUUCAAUCGAGUUGCAAAUGUACAUCGGAAGCGCAUUGCUUCUGUUGUAUUUGGUUUCGGAAAUUCGCGUAAACCCUUUGGACCAAUCAGAUGCAAGACUGAAAUCAGUGGUACCCAGGUUUAGGUUUUAUUUUAACCCGUUCUGAUUUUCUGAGUUGGCGAAAUUUAUAGUGAAUCACUGAAGAAGAUUUCUUCACAAAUCUAAGUAGACCAAGAUCUCGUUUGUUGAGCUCCAUGUAAUUGAAUAUUACGAGUGAUAGUAAUUUUCCAGUAUCAUGUUAUUAAAAUUGAUAGUCUGAA
Molecule: messenger RNA, 2468 nt
Organism: Stylophora pistillata
Lineage: Eukaryota; Metazoa; Cnidaria; Anthozoa; Scleractinia; Pocilloporidae
Biological process (GO): regulation of transcription by RNA polymerase II
Molecular function (GO): DNA-binding transcription factor activity, RNA polymerase II-specific; RNA polymerase II cis-regulatory region sequence-specific DNA binding
Source: RefSeq, a predicted model, not a curated record